Molecule: messenger RNA, 2372 nt
Organism: Punica granatum (pomegranate)
Lineage: Eukaryota; Viridiplantae; Streptophyta; Magnoliopsida; Myrtales; Lythraceae
Source: RefSeq, a predicted model, not a curated record
CACUCUCUCUCUCUCUCUCUCCACUUUCGGAUGCUUACUAAAACCAGAGAGAGAGAGAGAGAGAGGAGCUUCUACGUCUCAUUGUCCACAUUCACUCCGAUCACGAGCCAUGAAUGCGGUGGCGCGUAUUUCCGAGUCGCCACCGCCUCAUCAACCCUUCGGUUCCUCUGCCCUCCAUUGUUUCCAAUCUUGAGAAAGAGCUCGAUCGUUACCUUUCCGGCAGAGCUAGAACCUCUAGCUACUUCGAUCCUGAAACUGUUUUUUCGGAGUUUUCCAUUUUCUCUCUCUUUUUUCCCUUAAUUUCCCCGAAACGGAGAUGGCCAAUUCGCGGCUGAGCUUCCUCGGCCUCGUCCGAUUCAGCACGAGGAGGGCCAACGUCUACUACAUAGCGGUGGUGCCCAUCUGCUGCACCCUGUUCUACGUCGUCGGAAUCUGGCAGCAUUCCGGCUCCGGCUCCGUCUCCGGCCGCCUCUCGCACCUCUCCAUCGUCUCCAAGACCCCAUGCAACGUGUCCCAUACUGCCACUGGCCGGACCGCCCCGCUCGAUUUCUUCCCCCGACACACAUCGGACAACCUCCUGCCUCUGGCUGCAGAGGAGGCCUCCGCGCGCGUGCCCCACUUCCCGCCCUGCCACCCUCGGCUCAGUGAGUACACCCCCUGCGAGGACGCCCAACGAUCGCUGAAGUUCGAGAGGGACAGGUUAAUAUAUAGGGAGAGGCACUGCCCGGAGGAGAAGGAGAAGCUCCGGUGCCGGAUUCCAGCUCCUCACGGGUACCGGCUGCCAUUCCGGUGGCCGGAGAGCCGUGACUUUGCGUGGUUCGCGAAUGUGCCCCACAGAGAGCUGACCGUGGAGAAGAAGAACCAGAAUUGGGUCCGGUUUAAUGGAGAUCGCUUCCAUUUCCCUGGUGGUGGCACGAUGUUCCCGAAUGGUGCCGGUGCUUAUAUCGACGACAUCGGGAAGCUGAUCAAUCUCAAGGAUGGGUCCGUGAGGACCGCCCUCGACACUGGUUGUGGGGUAGCCAGCUGGGGAGCUUACCUCUUGCCCCGGGACAUCCUAGCAGUGUCAUUUGCACCACGGGACACCCACGAAGCUCAGGUGCAGUUCGCUCUUGAACGUGGUGUCCCCGCUUUGAUCGGAGUGCUCGCUUCAAACAGGCUCCCUUACCCUUCGCGAGCUUUUGAUGUGGCACAUUGCUCUCGUUGCCUUAUACCUUGGGGUCAAUAUGAUGGUUUAUUUCUGAUGGAGAUUGACCGAGUUCUACGACCGGGAGGGUACUGGAUUCUUUCGGGCCCACCGAUCAAUUGGGAGCGCCAUUGGAGAGGGUGGGAGCGUACUACUAAAGACCUUAAGGCUGAACAGUCCAGGAUCGAGACGAUAGCUCGGAGCCUGUGUUGGAAGAGACUGAAACAGAAGGAGGACAUUGCUAUAUGGCAGAAACCCACCAACCACAUCCACUGUAGGAUCAACCGAAAGGUUUUCAAGUUCCCGCAAUUCUGCCCGGCACAAGAUCCUGACAAAGCCUGGUACAAAAAAAUGGAGACAUGCAUAACCCCGCUCCCUGAUGCGUACGAUAUUAGAGAGGUCGCAGGUGGUCAACUUGCGAGAUGGCCAGAGAGGUUGACGGCGGUGCCACCUCGAAUCAAGAGUGGAAGCUCCGAAGGAAUAACUGCAGAGACUUUUACUGAGAACACGGAACUGUGGAAGAGAAGGGUAGCACACUACAAAUCUCUGGACUAUCAACUCGCCGAGAGAGGCCGGUACAGUAAUUGUCUCGAUAUGAAUGCUUACUUGGGAGGGUUCGCAGCCGCCCUUGUGGGGGACCCAGCGUGGGUCAUGAACGUCGUUCCUGUCGAGGUGCGUCCCAACACUCUCGGGAUCGUUUACGAGCGUGGGCUGAUUGGCACAUAUCAGGACUGGUGUGAGGCGAUGUCUACUUAUCCCAGAACUUAUGACUUCAUCCAUGCGGACUCUGUAUUUACCAUUUACAAGGACAGGUGUGACACGGGUGAUAUCUUGUUGGAGAUGGAUCGGAUAUUGAGGCCCGAGGGUAGUAUAAUUUUCCGUGACGACGUAGAUAUGCUGGUGAAGGUGAAGGCCAUAAUCGAUGGGAUGCAAUACGAGAGUAGGAUCGCGGACCAUGAAGAUGGGCCUCUCAAUAGGGAGAAAAUUCUUUUGGCUAAGAAGCUGUAUUGGACAGCACCUUCCCCACAAGGGACCAAAACUUAUAUCUAGCAGAGUUUUCAUUGCAAUUGUCCGUUCCCCUCUUAUUCUUCGGGUGGUUUUCUAUUUCAUUUAGCAUAUUUCUUUUUGAAAUUUUCUGUCAAUAAGAACAAUACAUAUAAUAUCGGGGACGAAAUAUUUUUUGGUCCAA